CAAUAAAAAAAACCACACCCAACUCUCAAAUCCCCUCCACACAAAUCAAAUUAGUUAAUAAUCCAACCACAACAUCGCACAGAAAAAAUCAGUAAAUCCUACUGACACACUCCUCUUGUCGACAUGACAUCAUUGCCCGUCCGAUUAUCUCUCCCGUGUCUAGAGUUUUACAAGCACGGCGACGAUCUUCACCGCAUUAGUCAUCAAGCGCGUGUGAGCUCACCUUAAGGCGAAAGUCACCAUGCCACGCCACGCCGUUCCGAUUCAAAACAAACUUUUGCAUACUGGUUUGGCUUCUUGCGCUAAAAGCGUAGAAAACUGGUUUGCUUUUAUCGUCUGUUCAACUAUUUUGCUUAAAAGCUAUUAUCGCCGAGUUGAAGGCUAGUGUCAAGGGCAUUUGGCACACGCGGUUGUCCGGAACUCGACGCGUUAAUUUAUUUUAAAUUGAUACACUUGUUUAGUCGUCGCUGCUGCCAACAACGGCGAGGAGGAUCAGACAUAAAUUAAGUUCAAACGGUUUUAUUGGAAGAUGUUACCCGAAAGUUGGCAGCGUAAACAAGUUGGAGUGUUUAUUUGCGCGCUGCUUUCUUUGGAGAUUUAAAACAGUAACAAGAGUGGGUGGUUUUCGUCUGAUGAACGCGUCUUCUUGAAGUCGGUCAAUAUCGAGCACGAUGGGAUCACGUGGCGUACUGGGAGUGGUAGGAUGUUUAAUGAAGUCCCAGUGAGGAUUUGGAACCAAGGGGACAUCCUACCAGUCCUUACAGUUACCUCAUAAGUAGUUUGUAGACUCAGGUAGUGAUAGGUCUUGUAUGCCUAUGAGAAAAGAGCCUCCACAGAAGUUGUAGAACUUUCAAGUAUGCCACAAAACUCAAAGGUCUUCCAUAUUGAGCGAGUUCAAAAUAUCCCUCAGUGCAAACAUAUUCCAACAAGUGCGUUGAUUGAGCGCACCAAAACACCAACUGCGGCAACUCGGCUUCAACGAAGCGGAAGUUUCGAUUACACGAUUAUAUGUUGCUUCAAUGUUGUUGUGUCGCUCCCCGUGAACCUUCCUCCAAACCGAAUCCAAACUGUGCCGCAAAACAUGACAUUCUGUCUGCGCGAUAUUUAUUUUUUUUGCGAGAGCGAUUAAAUUACCCUCUGUAACGCAUGCCGCACGGUGGGUCAAGUUACGGGGGAAAUUUGGUCAAAACUUGAAGGUUAUUUUUUUGUCGAUCAAUACUGAAGACAAGGGAGCUUAGUACUUGAAGUAAGUCAACGUAGUUUUGACCCCGAGAAUUCCACUGUCCCGGGCAAAAAAACUGUAAUUUGUACCACUGAAAGCAACAACCAAAAAAACGAGAGAUAAUUCGUCCUCCAAUUGCCGGCCAAUUUGUGUUCUGAAUGAAUCCGGCCCAGCGAGAACACCCAAAAGUGGAGUUCACACGCCUCACGGUCCAAAAACGGCGAAUGAUCAUGGAGUACCGCAGAUAGCAUCUUAGCGGUCGUGUGAGAAAGCGGGGAGGUCUCCUCCAAAUUUGGGGUCCGGUUGAUUCGCGUAAUUACGUACUGGUUAGUGGUGGAGUUGAUUGAGCGAUUAAAGUAAUGUUAUACCAAUCAAGAAAUGGUCUUUUUGGAGCAUUCGGGAUGGUCGAGUUAUUCGGAUGAAACUUCAAUUACGUAAAUCGAACCAAUUUCGAGAAGUUGUUUGACGGGAUCUUUGCUUUCACCACCCCGAGAGGAUCACUUUCUCCAGCUUACGUAAUUCUGAUAACGCGCGAAUAAAAGUCGUCUUCACGCGAUCUGUUGGAACAGUCCUGCUGCGAUCCCAGAAGAUGAUACUCCAGGUGGUGGUGAUCGCGAUCUUUGCUCGGAUACCACACGCUAUCAGCGAGAGCCUGUGCUCGGUGGCAUGCUUCCCGAAUCCGGCCGUGAAGAUCCGUGACGGAUGUGUCUGCGGAACGAUCAUGCCGGGACUGGACGGGGACGCUUUCGAGGCAUUCCUAGGGAUUCCGUACGCUAAGCCACCCGUGAAUGAGCUGAGAUUUGCGAACCCCGUCCGGAACGAUCCCUGGCGAGGGAUCUACAACGCAAGCUUUCCACGAGACAUGUGCAUCCAGAUGAAUGACUUCGCCCCGCGUCCGGUCGUGCAAGGUGUCGAGGAUUGUCUCUACUUGAACGUGUACAGACCCAAGACCCUUAGGAACCCCCUUCCGGUGAUGGUCUUCAUCCACGGAGGUGGAUACCUCGCCGGAUCAUCCCAUCCUGACCAAUUCGGCCCAGAACGCUUCAUGGAUACGCGCCAGGUCAUCCUGGUAACGUUCCAGUACCGCUUGGGAGCGUUCGGAUUCCUCUCGACCAACGACCUCGCCGCUCCCGGAAACUACGGCCUCAAAGAUCAAUCGCUGGCCCUCGGUUGGGUUCAGCGUAACAUCCGCGCGUUCGACGGAGCUCCGGACGAGGUAACACUGUUCGGGCAGAGCUCUGGUGGGAGUUCCGUUCAGCUGCACAUGAUGAGUCCGCUGAGUAAGGGAUUGUUCGGGCGUGCGAUCAGCAUGAGUGGAAGCGCGCUGGCCGGGUGGAACGAUCCUCCGGUGGAUCCGUUGAGCUUGGUAGAGCGCCAGGCGGAGGUCGCUGGAGUUGAAGAUGCGGACACUAUGGACUCGUGGGAGCUGGUGGAUGCUCUGCGAAAGGUCGAUGCGGUUAAGCUGACGGAGAGUAGAUCUCAGCUGAAGAGUUGGAAUAACUAUCCGAUCGUGCUGUACACGCCGGUUGUUGAGAAGGUCCACGAGGGAGCCUUCAUGAGUGAAGAUCCACGUGAACUUUGGAGGGACGGGUUGUACGAAUCCGUUCCCUGGAUGACCGGAUAUCUUCCGAACGACGGAGCUGUUAUAGCUUUGGGGCUGAUCUCGAAUCAUAACUUGGUAUCGGAGUUCAUCGAACAACAAAAAGUACUGCUUCCAAGUUUCGGACUCAACAGAAGCUACGACGAUCUAAUCUCAAGAUUCUUUGAUGACCUUCCAGUAGAUUCCGCCAACGCGGAUCGCAUGAUCAAACUCAUCAACGAAGGGAACUUCCUCUUCUCAAUGCCGGAAUCAAUCCUGCGGUACCAGAACAAGCCAAAUAGUCAUCCGGUUUCGCUGUACAACUUCAACUUCAAGAGUCACUACUCGUUCCAAAAUCUGUACACGGCAAUACCUACAACCAGGGAUUACGGAAUCGUGCACGGAUCGGAACUGUUGUACCUGUUCAGGAUUCCGGCAGCGUUUCCGGACUUCAAAAAGGACUCCCCCGAAGAGGCAAUGAGCAGGGAAUUUGUCCGACAGUUUGUUCACUUCGCGGUCAACGGGUAAGUUUCUACAACAUCUGAGUAUUGGAUCAUUUUCUCACUCUCCCGCAGGACGCUGCCCUCGGAUGACCUUAAACGAAAACCCAGCAAGUGCGGAGGCAAAUUAGAAAUCGUGGAGUUCACCAACUCCAACCGUCCAAACCAUCCCGUUAUGGUUAAUUCCCUAAACUGUCGCACCACCGAAUUCAACUACCUGCUCGAUGUACUAUCCUGGUGGUCUAAUAAAGCUCAAUAAAAGCCCCUCUCAACCUGUUGACCUUAUUCGUAAUACCUCCCCAUAACCAGCAUCUAACAACCCAUAAGCUGCGCAACGAGAUCCGUACUCGACCUUCCGCCAAGUGGUCCUCGCGAGUAUCAAUACCGCGAACCACACUCGAAGGCGGAUUGAAAUUCCCUGCGUCAGCAAGUUCGCACACAAGCCAGUAGCUUCUGCCAACAGUGCCAACCUUGCAAAUAACUGCACCGACCAAGUUCGAGCCCGGAGGGCGACACGCAAACUCAAUUUCAGUCAGAGAAAUGGAAAAGUUGGCGCGAAAGCUUCGUUCCUUGCCGUUUUAUGUGGGUUUGCUCACCCCUGCGGGGUUCGGGACUUUUA
Messenger RNA from Culex pipiens pallens (northern house mosquito), 3920 nucleotides. RefSeq names its product juvenile hormone esterase-like. Lineage: Eukaryota; Metazoa; Arthropoda; Insecta; Diptera; Culicidae. The transcript is spliced from 3 exons. The record is from RefSeq and is a predicted model, not a curated record. The coding region runs from base 1812 to 3329 and encodes 505 amino acids.